Chionomys nivalis (European snow vole) is the source of this 2721-nucleotide messenger RNA. RefSeq names its product chromatin target of PRMT1 (gene Chtop). The record is from RefSeq and is a predicted model, not a curated record. NCBI's taxonomy places the organism in Eukaryota, Metazoa, Chordata, Mammalia, Rodentia, Cricetidae. Bases 297 to 773 code for a protein of 158 amino acids. The transcript is spliced from 4 exons.
GCCAUUUUGUUUUGGGCACCAAGCGGGAGUUGGCGGCGCCGGCCGUGGUGGCACAAACGAAGGGAAGGAAAGGGCAGGCCUGACGAGCGGGAGGAGCGGCCGACUAGGUACCCAGCCCGCAAGGAGUGAGCCUCGCGUCAUACCGUUUAAGCAUCUAACCCAACCGCCCAGCUAGUUGACCCGAGCGGGCCCCAUCAGCUCAGGUUCGGCCGGCCCCCGGCCCGCCCGCCGCAGCCGUGGUGGCAGCCCCGGGAGGAGCGCUGGCGUCCGUCUCCUUCGAUUCUCGGGAUUUGAAGAUGGCUGCUCAGUCGGCGCCGAAAGUCGUGCUAAAAAGCACCACCAAGAUGUCUCUAAACGAGCGCUUUACUAAUAUGCUGAAGAACAAACAGCCGAUGCCAGUGAAUAUUCGGGCUUCGAUGCAGCAGCAGCAGCAGCUAGCCAGUGCCAGAAACAGAAGACUGGCCCAGCAGAUGGAGAAUAGACCCUCUGUCCAGGCAGCAUUAAAACUUAAGCAGACUUUAUAUGCAAGUCCGGAGAGUGGCUGUGGAAGGAUAUGUCCAAGCUGUGGCUGGGCGUCCAGAGGGCGGUGCCAUGCAACUGUAAGGACUUUAACUGGUAGCACUGCAUGGCUGUGCAUAGAGUCAGCACUUAUAACACCCACCCCUCACUCUGAACCUUUGGGCUCACUGACUGAAAAUAAGCAAGGCUUUCUGCUUUGUCUACCUUUCAGCCGUGGAGUGGUUAGAUUCAUCCGUGACUCAGGAGAGCAAUAAGCCAUAGGCCCACCGUUUUCCAAGAGUAAAUAAAAUUUAUGACAUCUCUGAUAACGCUGUGCCAGGUCCUUUCAACAGGCUAAUCUCUAAAGCAGCAGCAAACAUCAGCUUCAGCAUUGGUGGGACGCUCUGAAUCUGUUCAGUAACCUGUGUCCUGUAAAGAACUUCCAGUGUGGCUCGUGCGAUGGAGGGGCUUUUUUUCUUUUACUUACAUUAAGGCCAGAUGAAGGGUAUACAGUGGUUAUCUCAGAAUUUAGAAGCAUUAUGAGUUCAAGGCCAACCCAAAUUUUGUUUAGUUUUUGGUUUUUGUUAUUGUUUAGUGUGCUUUUGAGGCUAAUGUCUCAAUAUGUAGCUACUGCUAGCCUGAACUCUAGAUGUAGACCAGGGUGGUCUCAGACUCACAGAAAUGUAACUGCUUGUACCUCCAGAAUACUGGGAUUAAAGGUGUAUGCCACCCACCACACCCAGAUCAAAAACUAAAUUUUUUUUUAAUUUAAGUAUAUAUAUAUGUAUACAUGUGUAUGUGUGGUUAGUAGCUACUUUAUUAUGCAGCACAGCUCUGGAGUAAAAACGGAGUAGUACUAUGAGUAUUCUAUGAGUGUCCAGGAUGGGUAGCAACUAAGGAUGGAGAUGGACUCCCCGCUCUACUGUUCAGGAGAACCAGUAUACUCAGUAAUUGAAUGUGAGAAUGCAGUUGUGACUUCAUAGUUGUGUGCUAGUGUCUGGAGGUACAGUUCAGUGGUAAAGUAUAUGAAUUUCAUGCCCAAGCACCACAAAAAAUAAUUACUGUGGUAAUUGGGGGAGUAACAAGACAGGCCCUUGAGGUCGCUUUCGCCUGCCUGUGCUAAGUGCCUAAUGAUAAGAGCCUUUCUCCUCUAAUUGGGAACAUUUUAAGAUUUUGUGUCUGAAAGCUAAUGUUUCAGCAUGUUUUGCAGAGCUCUUAAUUGAGGGAAAGUGUAUAUGCACAGGCAUUUGUAUAUGUCUGUGUCAUUAGUGUGUGACAGAAGUGGAUUGUGUGCAAGACCAUUUUCAUUAAUAUUGACUGGCUUUAUGGAAGACCAGAAUGCUAGUCUUGGUUAUAUUCGAGGCUGUAUUGUCUCCUUUUCCUUUGAAGAAAUCUAUCUGAGAUGUAAUCUUCAGAGCCUUUGGAGAAACUAAUUAUUGAAAAUUGAUAUAUCUAGUAUGUACUUAUUCUCUGUGUGGUCCUUUGUGGUUAAUAGAUUACUUGUUUUAAUUUUAACAUGAAUUUAACUUACUCUCUAUGAAAAUACAUUUGGAUUGUGUGUUCAAGGCCAUUCUUCUGGCUUAAGGAAACUGUUGGCAAUGGGAAAUGUGGAAUUUACAGAUUUUUAAGAAAUGUAAGGAGAGGAUUGUUGAUUUUGUUUGUUUGUUUAUUUGCAUCUUAAGGUAAAAAAAUAAAAUAAAAAGGAUCGUUUGGAGAUAGAUACUCAAAGGAAAACUGGAGCACACUGGCCUCUUUGACUCAGAAGCCAAUCUUGUCCUUAAGUCUCAGGAAUUCAAGUGAACUUGUAAUUUAAGUUUACCAGAAUGUGAUGCACUUCCAGUGGUGUGUGAGUAAGCCUUUCCAAACAGUGUAGUUCUUGGGCAGGUAUGGAUGAAGACACGUCAUUGUCAACCUGUGGCUAAAAAGCAUCAGGUUUGCAGCUACUGCUGUGUGACUUGAGUAGUCAUUUUAGUAAGGUUGUCUGCGCUCGUGCCAGUGUUGUACACCAUGCUAGAACUUCUAGAGCUUUUUUUCUGGAUCAGAAUUCUGCUUUAUCCGUAUUUUGAGGUAAAUAAAGUCUUUUUUGUUUGGGAUUCUAUGUUACCCACAACAGGCUUCUACCCUCCACACCAGGUGCCUCACUUGCCUCUUUUGUCCCUGUACUUUAAACUGCCUAAUCCCACUGAAUUGCUUUUUGUGAUCUCAAUCCUCUAACACCUUUUU